UAUGUAUGUGUGUGUGUGUGUGUGUGUGUGUGUGUGUGUGUAGUGUAGUGUUGUCAGGUGGCUCCGGUUGUCCGCGUGACGAAUCGCCACACUCGGUUAACGGAACGUUUUGUGAAGCACUUUUUUUUUAAACGCACGUUUGCGACCGAAAGCGCGCGAGCCACCUGAUCGGUGGGAAUCUACUAACGUUCAGUUUCCAUCUUUUCCAUUCUUCAGCGGCUCUGUGAAUCCAGGCUGGACUAACUUCACCGUCCCUCAGUGUUCUGACCGCUGUGGGCAGUCGACGGACGCACGGCUGGACUGUCAGGUGGGAGUGAUCAGAGAUGAGGGCAAGACUCUUCAUAAUCCACUCUUUGGCCGUCUGCAUAUCAGUAACGUUGUUUUGGCAAACAAGGUCAGUAUGUGCAGAUACAACAACAGAUGCCUUCAAAAACAACAUCACCCUCUUCACACGUAUCCUGGACCGACUGCUGGAUGGCUAUGAUAACCGACUCAGGCCUGGACUGGGAGAUCGAGUCACCACUGUGAAGACUGAUAUCUAUGUCACCAGUUUUGGGCCUGUGUCAGACACGGAUAUGGAGUACACAAUAGACGUGUUCUUCAGACAGAGCUGGAAGGACGAGAGAUUGAAAUUUGUGGGACCAAUGAACAUCCUGCGUCUGAACAACCUGAUGGCCAGCAAAAUCUGGACUCCAGACACUUUCUUUCAUAACGGGAAGAAAUCGGUGGCACACAACAUGACCAUGCCAAAUAAGCUACUGCGCAUUCAGGAUGACGGCACAUUGCUGUACACUAUGAGGUUAACAGUACACGCAGAGUGUCCAAUGCAUCUUGAGGAUUUUCCCAUGGAUUUCCACUCUUGUCCUCUUAAAUUUGGCAGCUAUGCGUAUACAAUAACGGAGGUGACGUAUACUUGGACUAAGAAUGCUUCAAACUCAGUUGUGGUGGAAGGGGAGAGCUCCCGAUUGAACCAGUAUGACUUAUUGGGACAGACUGUGGGCAAUGAGACCAUCAAAUCCAGCACUGGCGAGUACACAGUGAUGACGGCUCACUUCCAUCUGAAGAGAAAGAUUGGUUAUUUUGUGAUUCAGACAUACCUGCCAUGCAUCAUGACAGUCAUCCUGUCUCAGGUGUCCUUUUGGCUCAACCGGGAAUCCGUGCCUGCCAGGACUGUAUUUGGUGUGACCACUGUGCUCACCAUGACCACUCUGAGUAUCAGUGCCCGUAACUCCUUACCUAAAGUGGCCUAUGCUACGGCUAUGGACUGGUUCAUUGCAGUGUGCUACGCCUUUGUCUUCUCCGCCCUCAUCGAAUUUGCUACUGUCAACUACUUCACCAAGCGUGGCUGGGCCUGGGACGGCAAGAGUGUGGUCAAUGACAAGAAGAAAGAGAAAGCAUCAGUGAUUAAGAAAAACAACGCCUAUGCAGUGGCUGUGGCUAACUACGCUCCCAACAUCACCAAGGACUCGGUCCUGCCCACCAUUGCUAAGGGCGGAGUGGUGGACCCAGGCAAGGCCAAAACCGAGAGCAAACCAGCCGAGAAUAAGAAAUCCUUCAACAGCGUGAGCAAGAUUGACCGCAUGUCCCGCAUCAUGUUCCCCGUGCUCUUCGGAACCUUUAACCUGGUCUACUGGGCCACCUAUUUAAACAGAGAACCCGUUAUCAAAGAUAUGGUCCCCUCCAAUCAGUAAUUUCCUGUAGUAGCGCUAAAGAUCCACUGAUCAGGACUAAAGAGAAAGCCAAAAAACAUCCAGGGACUCCAUCCACUCAUUCAUGUACGCAAACAGUUCAUAACAGAUCGCCGAGCCAUGGAUCGUUGCAAGACGCCUCUCUUUCUCUUUCCUCUCUUUUCUACACCUUUUUCUGCAGUGCUUUUCAAAAUGACAUUGGCCUUUGUAAAUAUGUAUUUAUGGAUCAAAUAAUAUGCCUUGUCUCUAUUUAUUUAUUUAAUCAUUUAUUUAUUCAUUUGUUAAUUUAUUGGUUGUCCCUGUUUGGUUUAGCGUGUGUGUUUGUAUAUUCUGCUGUUGUGUGAACUUUUUCCGGUGUGUUUUGGGUUCUCCUGAAAUCUGACUUUUGACCUUUUUCUGUGACCUAGACUAGAAUAGUAUAGUGUAAAUUAUAUGAUAUAGUUUAUUUAUUUUGACUGUUUAUUUGAUGAGUUAUUUGACCUAUGUGUUGUAAGUGUUGCCUUUUUGUAAUGGUGCUUGUUUUGAUCACUACUUUUCUCAGAUUAAGAUCAGUAAGACAUUGGCCUGCAUAAACAUUAAUAAUUAUUCUAAUUACAAAAAGCAAUUAAUUUGAGUUAUUAAUUAGAUCUAAUUUAUUCAUUUCAGUCUGUUAAAUUAAGAAUGUGAAAGCUUUGACUUUCAAACAGGCCUCAACCAGUCCACUGAACAAAAUGAGUAAUGAGAUUUAGAUCAGACUUUUAUUACAUUAAGGGCACAGUUAGCCUUAAAUGCAUUUUUAUAGCUCAUGCCAUUUAAACUUCUUUGACAAAAAAAAAAUCUUUGUCUUUUGGUUGAUUUUUACAGUACUGUUCUUUACAUAGACA
Molecule: messenger RNA, 2551 nt
Organism: Pygocentrus nattereri (red-bellied piranha)
Lineage: Eukaryota; Metazoa; Chordata; Actinopteri; Characiformes; Serrasalmidae
Product: gamma-aminobutyric acid receptor subunit alpha-2
Exons: 10
Coding region: 324-1691 (455 amino acids)
Biological process (GO): nervous system process; chloride transport; monoatomic ion transmembrane transport
Cellular component (GO): postsynapse; neuron projection; GABA-A receptor complex
Molecular function (GO): inhibitory extracellular ligand-gated monoatomic ion channel activity; GABA-gated chloride ion channel activity; benzodiazepine receptor activity
Source: RefSeq, a predicted model, not a curated record